AUGAAGUACCAGGGUCUUGCUAUUCUUUUCGGCGCCGCCGCAACUGCUUCUGCGAAGCAUCUGGGUGAGCGUCAUGGCCACAGCCAAUGCCCCAAGGGCUAUACUGCCUCUGUGUAUACCAGCUACAGCACUAUCUACUUGGACUCUACCUCUCCCACUGCCACCCAGGCUGUCGCUGCCGCAGAGCUCACCACUACCCCGUCGCCGAUGGUGGUCGUUGAGGCUUCCACUUUGACCUCGACCGGUGACGCAUAUGAGUCUGCUCCGACAUCAUCUGCUGCUUGGGACAGCGCGGUGACUUCAUCCGCUGCUGGAAUCAAGGCCGUUAUCACCUCUACUGAGGACGCUCCGGAGCCCACCGUUGCUGUCGUGGCUGAGAUGUCCACCGAAACUGUGGUUGUUCCAGCUGCCACCUCGUCUGCCUCGUCAUCCACUUCUGCUGCGCAAGUCGCGGCUGUCAACACCUCUCCUGCCUCGUCUUCGACUACUGCUCCGGCCUCUGCUGCCAGCACCACUUCUGCCUCUUCAGCUUCGUCUUCUUCAUCUGCUCCAUCGUCCUCGGACUCGAACUCUGCUUCUUCCUCGCCUGCUGCCAACACUCACCAGGUUACCUCCGCCGGCUCUUCCUCUGGCAAGGCUACCUUCUACGGUGGUAACCUCUCCGGUGGUACUUGCUCUUUCACCGGCUACACCUUGCCCCAGGGCAUGUUCGGUACUGCCUUCUCCGGUGCUGAGUGGAACAAUGCCGCCGAGUGCGGUGCCUGUGUUGCCGUCACUGGACCUAACGGUAAAACCAUCAAGGCUAUGAUCGUCGACAAAUGCCCCGAAUGCGAAGCCGGCCACUUCGACCUCUUCCAAAACGCCUUCGCCGAGCUCUCCGCUCUCUCUGCCGGUAUCAUCCCCAUCAGCUGGGAAUACACCCCCUGCGACCUCUCCGGCCCGCUCUCCCUCAAGAACAAGGUCGGCACUUCCAAGUACUGGUUCUCAAUGCAGGUCGUCAAUGCCAACGAGCCCGUUACCAAGCUUGAGGUCAGCACCGACGGCGGCAACUCGUGGAAGAGCACCACCCGCACCGAUUACAACUACUUUGAGCAGUCUUCGGGCUUUGGUGUCGAUUCAUUCGAUGUCCGCGUGACGGGCCAGUCGGGAACUACAGUCGUGGUGAAGAAUGUCGGUCCUACCGCCGAGUCCGUGUACAAGGCUUCUGCCAAUCUGUAA
Penicillium diatomitis is the source of this 1218-nucleotide messenger RNA. Its product is annotated as putative extracellular cellulase CelA/allergen Asp F7-like. The record is from RefSeq and is a predicted model, not a curated record. Lineage: Eukaryota; Fungi; Ascomycota; Eurotiomycetes; Eurotiales; Aspergillaceae. The coding region runs from base 1 to 1218 and encodes 405 amino acids. The transcript has 2 exons.